Messenger RNA from Prunus armeniaca (apricot), 1173 nucleotides. NCBI's taxonomy places the organism in Eukaryota, Viridiplantae, Streptophyta, Magnoliopsida, Rosales, Rosaceae. The record is from the annotation of a GenBank genome assembly.
AUGCCAGCCACUGACGCAGACUUCGAUCUCAGACCGUCUCCUCAGUCCGCCUUCGCAAUCGGAGAGUACGCAUUUGCCGAUGUCGGGAAUUUAGAGCAUUGUAUUAAGUAUUUGAAUCAGACCCUUGUUACCUUUGGAUUCCCGGCUUCACUUGAUCUCUUUGCAAAUGAUCCGGUUUCUGUUGCUCGGACUUGCAAUUGUAUGUAUUCGUUAAUUCAGCAGAGACAACGCGAUGUCGAAUUUCGAGAGUCUGCUAACGAACAGAGACAGCGGCUAUUGUCAGACAUAUCAAGAUUAGAAGCUAAAGUUGAGAGGCUUGAGGGGCAGUUACAAGCCAAAGAUAGGGAGAUAGCAACAAUAACACGAACGGAAGCUAAAGCUACAGCAGCUUUUAAGUCCCAAAUUGACAAACUACAGCAGGAGCGCGAUGAGUUUCAGAGGAUGGUCAUCGGCAAUCAGCAAGUUAGGACUCAACAACUGCAUGAGAUGAAGAAAAAAGAAAAGGAGUACAUAAAGUUGCAGGAGAGGCUAAAUCAAGUGUUGAUGGAGAAAAAGAAGGAAUCUAGAUCAGGCAUGGAGAUAAUGAAUUUACUUCAGAAAGAAGGGCGGCAGCGUGGAACAUGGAACGGAAAGAAGGCUGAUAAUGAAUUUUAUAAAAAGAUUGUGGAUACUUAUGAGGCAAAAAAUCAAGAAUUGAUUGCAGAGAAUGCUGAUUUAAAGGCAUUAUUGCGAUCAAUGCAGGUGGAUAUGCGUGAUUUCAUAAAUGCUCCAAAUGGGCAAUCCAAGCAGUCUCUGGCUGCCAAUGAACGAGUUGAAACUGACCACACACAGUCUCCAUUGGGUGGGAGGACGGAUGUCUUUGAUCUGCCUUUUCACAUGGCGAGAGAUCAAAUAGAAGAAAGUCUCCGAAAUAAGAUGGCUUCCAUAAAGGAGCGCAUGGUUCAAUUGCAAGAUGCACAAAAAGAAGCAGAGGUUACAUCUGAAGUAACUGAGAGGGAGCUUGAGCUUGAAGCCCAACUGGUUGAGGCUAGGAGCAUAAUCCAAGAGCAGGCAUCCAUAAUGUCUAAACAAUUGGCCAAGUCUGAGAGACCGAGGAAUCUGAAUGGCCAUUUUAAUUCUGGCAGGGAGUCUAUCAUUUCAUCUCCCGCUGAGUUUAAGGAUAGCCUUAGAUAA